CCCGAGGGGGAGGUUUCCCGGCGCCCGCCAUUUUCGAGAGGGUAGAGGGGCCGCGGUGGCGGCGGCCGUUGCGGGUGGCCCUGGGGGGCCCUUCCCGGGUUCUUUCUUUCUCCUUCCCUUCCCUUCCUUCCGCUGCGGAGGCCUCGGGCCUCCCCGAGCCCUUCGGGGCUCAAACCGGGAUGUAAGUUUUUGCUAAUGCCUGGCUGGAGACCGGUUCCCGCCUCAGGGCUCCGUCCGCGGGCGGGAGCGGUGCGGGAGCGGUGCGGGAGCGGGGCCCGGCCCCAAGCCGGGAGCCGAGCGGAAGGCCCGCUGCUCUCGUAGAGGAGGCUGUUGGUGUUUCAGCGGGUCAGGGAGGCGUCCGCGUCCGCCGUGUGACGCAAAGCACAUGCUUGCCAGUGUUUGCAAGUUACCUUGGCGCUAAAACCUUCAUGCUGGAACAAUGGGGGUGACUAAUCUGUGGCAAAUCCUUGAGCCCGUGAGACAACCUGUCAACUUGAGCAGUCUCAAAGGAAAAACGCUUGCUGUUGAUUUAAGUCUGUGGGUUUGUGAAGCACAGACUGUUAAAAAGAUGAUUGGAGUAGUUACCAAGCCACAUCUGAGAAACCUGUUUUUUCGGUUCGCAUUCUUAACAUCAAUGGGAAUUAAACUAGUGUUUGUCAUGGAAGGAGAGGCCCCCAAGUUGAAGGCAGACACCAUGAGUAAGAGGAAUGAGAUGCGCUAUGGAUCUUCAAAGAAAGUUGGAACUGCAAGAACAGGGAGAUCUUUAUUUAAAGCAAUUUUAAAAGAGUGUCUUGAUCUGCUGGAUUGUUUAGGUGUCCCUUGGGUUCAAGCAGCUGGGGAAGCAGAGGCAAUGUGUGCCUACCUAAAUGCCAAAGGACACGUUGAUGGCUGCAUUACCAAUGAUGGAGAUGUCUUCUUAUAUGGAGCUCAAACAGUUUAUAGGAACUUUGCCAUGAAUGCUAAGGAUCCACUUCUUGACUGUUAUACAAUGUCCUCUAUUAAGGAGAAGCUUGGCUGUGAUAGAGAAUCUUUGAUUGGGCUAGCUGUUCUUCUGGGUUGUGAUUAUCUUCCAAAGGGCAUUCCAGGAGUUGGGAAGGAACAAGCUUUAAAGUUAAUUGAGGCUCUCAGAGGUCAAAACUUAUUGCAAAGGUUUGAGCAAUGGAAAGAACAAUUUCAGUAUGAUAGUAAUCCACCUUUGGUUGUUAAAAGGGUAAUUCACUGUUCUGAGUGCCAUCAUCCAGGAUCUUACAAGGAACAUGAGCACAGUGGAUGUAAAUUCUGUGAAAGCACUAGAUACUGCAAACCCAAUGACUCCAAACACGGCUGCCCUUGUGAAUGGCAUCACUUGGAGCGAAAGAAACAAGCAAGUGCAGUGGAGGACAGUAUCAGAAAAAAAGCUAACAGUUGUGAGGGCUUUCCAUUCUCUGAGGUUAUCCAAGAAUUUCUUGUAAACAAGAAUAAAUUGAUCAAGAUAAAAGAAUGCCAAAGGCCAAAUUUAUUGUCCUUUCAGAUAUUUGCUUCCGAGAAGAUGGAAUGGACCAAACAUUAUGCUUGUAAGAAACUAUUAGCACUAUUGACACAUUAUGAUAUGGUCCAGAGAAAAUCUGGAUACAUUGAUGCAAAACAGCUGCAGGCAACACGGAUAAUCAAAACACGUGUUAAAAAUGGAAUUCCUUGUUUUGAGAUUGAGUGGCAAAAACCAGAACAUUAUGUUGAUGCAGAAGAUGAGCCUGCAGAGUUGUUUGUAGUCACAGUAGAAGAGGAGUCUUUGUUUCAGGCUGCUUAUCCUGAUGUUGUUGCCCUUUAUCAAGUAGGAAAGUCAGAAGUUCUGAAGAAGAAACAGAAAAACAGGAAAGACAGGCCAAAAGAAAAGGAAUUGCCAAAUGUUUAUGAUGAAGUUAGCGAUCUUCUGUCUCAAAUGAAUUUAAAAUCUAGAUGUGGAAUUUUUCCUGUGCAGUAUUCUACAUCAGAUAUAAAAACUCCCCCAGAUGAUCAGAUACACCAGAGAAGCACUGAAUCAAAAGACCUAGUGUUAGCUGCAGCUUCCUGCAUAACAACUGUUCAAAUGCCAGCAUCAGCAGCUGCUCUUACUCUGACUGCAUCACCUUACUUGCUCUUACAGAGUACGCUGGCUGACUCAUCUGUAUUGCCAGCACAAUUUACUGAAAAUACAGGGACGUCAUCCUCUUCCUCUGUAACAGCUGGUCUACAACUGAGCAGUACUGACUGGGGAGGAGCCUUCUUCAGCACUUCACCAGCCCGUGGGGGUGAUAUCCAUGAUCCAGCAGCUGACUUAACUACAGCCAUAAAACACUCGCAUCCACCGGGUCAUGAAACAGGAAGAAAAAGCUCAGAGUAUUCUGACGAUCUACAGUCUGAUCAGCAUCAUUCUGAUAGCGCAGAUGGUCUGGUUUCAGACGGUGAUAUGGAACAACUUCAGAAGUGGUCUUUAAGUGAGCGAAUACUUAAGAAGAAUUCCAUUCCAUCAAAGCCUAAAGAUGUAAUGCAACUGGAGUCUUUGAAAUAUUUUAAACAAACAAAAGAAACAUUGAAUCCUGAUAAAGAUUAUGUCUCUUCCUUAUGUCAGUUAAAUAAAAUAGUGCAGGAAAGUAAAAAUGUGCUAUCAGAAAACUAUGCAAGGGAAUCCAGCAUAUGCAUUUAUCAAGGUCAGUAUAAAAAAGCUGGCAACCUGGCUGAAAUGAUGCACAAAGACCACAAUAUAAGCAGUUCAACAUCUGUAGCCCUCAGUGGGCAAACAACAGGGGCACUGCAUCCUGGGUGCGAAGUGCUUCCAGUGUCUCAAAAGCCAGCAGAUGUGGUAACUGGCUGUCACAUUAGAAAAGCUUGUACACAAACUACUUGGAAGACUUCUUGUAAAAAGAGCGUGUGUCAGAACAGAUGUUCGUCUAGUGAAGACAGUGAUGACGGGAACACGAAUAAAAAUCUGAUUUAUGAGUGGCAGAAAAGGCAGCUGAACCCUGGUCAGUUUAAAAAAGCUUUUACAAAGAAAAGCAGUAACAUUGUUACUAGAAAAAAAACAAACAGUGACUCAGCCCUUAUAAUUAAAGAGACGAAGAAAAAGACCAAUUCAAAACAAGCUGGUAAUAGUUUCUCAUUGCAAGUUUCUUCAAAACCAUCCUCUGCAGAGGAAGUUAAUUGUUCCCAAAGUCCAGAGCAACCAUUUGGUAGCUCAGGUUCUGGUCCCACGCAGGAAGCCAAAAAUGCUGUUCUGACUUACGCAGGGACAGACAGUCCCCUCCCCCUGUCUGAAAGACUAAAAGGAAGAAUCAAAAUCAGUUAGGUUCUCCAUAAAAUAGAUUACAAUAACAACUCUGAACCCUCAGCUCUUAGAGUUCUUUCUCAAAGUUUCUGCAGUGUGCUCUAUCAAUUUUAGGUGGCACAGUUUGAUGAAUACAGAGUGCUGUGAAAUACUGCAAUACUGGAGCUAAAGUUUGCAACUAAAAUGUUUAGUGCGAGUACCAAAUAGCUGAUUAUAGGCAAGUGCCAGUUAUUCUGGACUUGAUCGCUCUCUGAACUUGCUACAUAAUCAUCAGGCUGUAGUACACAAGGGAGCAAGGACGUUUAUUUACAAAAUAAAAAGGGGUUUUUCCAACCAAUUGUGAGGAUUUUGUGUACAGCUAUUAGUCCUUCUGCUUAUAAAAACAGACUUAUUAAAAUAGUGCCUGCACUGCUGUAGGAUAUUCUUAAUAAGACAAAGUGAUACAGCUCUUUCCAUCUGAAAUUUUCCAUUCUGCUCCCCUAACUUAAUUUUGCUAGUUUUAAAAUGCGUCUUCAAAUCCUGGGCUGCUGGUUGUGUUGAUUAUCUCUGAAGGACCAGAUAGAGACACACAGCAGAUGUACCUUGCAGGGUAGCUAAUUUUAGAUCUGCCAUGCCCUAUAAUAUACUGUUCUUUGAGUGUGUGCAUCUUCCAAAGAAUGGAAUAAGCCACAUAAGGACAUUUGGGUUUUGUAGUUGUCAUAUCUAAUAUUUAAGGAAAUUUGAUGGCUGUUUAAGUCAAAUAUCUGUAGUUUGGGUAUUUAUUUUUUUUAAGAACAUAUGAAAUCCCAUCUAACAAUUCUAUUUAUAACAGAAUGAAGUUACAGAAAAUCAAUCUAAUUAUGAUAUUGCAGAUUCUUUGAAUAAUAUAAUGUAAAUGUUUGCUUUCAAAGGGGGAAUUUGAAUACAAUUACAUUUUUUUGAAGGUGUUCUUCCUACAUCUCUAAUAUAGAAGCAAUCUCUGAUCAUACAUAAAAAAGUUAUCUUCAACAGCUUAUGGGAAAAAUGCCUCCUUGCCUGCAUUUACGUGUUCAUAACUUUUUCUGUGGACCAACCAGAAGGAUGGCUGCUCUUACAAAUAGAAAUUUGUAACUUUCAUGCCUUAAUGAAAAUGUUGGUUCUUUCUUCCUGAAGGCCGAGGCUUUGAAAGUUAGGAAGCUAAAUUCCAGAUGUAUUUAAGGAAGAAAUAGAUGGUCUAUAGGUAAUACAGUCAUUUCUGAUUUUCCUCUGUGGGCAGAUGGAGAAAGUCUCUUUAUAGCUGAUUUUCCAAAUGAGAAAUGUAUUGUGAAAAUGAGGGAGAAAAAAAAAAAAAAAACAAAAAAAAAAAAAAAACAAAAACCCUGAAUACUGGAAAUGUACUUUCAGUUUUGAAGAUGGUCGGUCUCUCUUCCAGAGACUUCUAACCACCCAGCCACUGUGAGAGGGUAGCUAGAAGAAUAGAGUUGCUAAGGAGUAUAAGAGUAGCAGUCACCUGGGUACUGUAAAUGGAGAGAUUCCUUAUGCAGUGGUCAGUAGUGGAGAGAUCAGGCCAUUUUUUGUGGAAAAACACCGUUAUUGGUUAUGUAUGAUUUUUUUUUCCUUGCUGCUGACUUUGAAUACCGAAAGUUGGAAUUGAUAGUUUGAAUUUUCAGUAAUAAAAAUGCCAACAUGA
Molecule: messenger RNA, 4928 nt
Organism: Phalacrocorax carbo (great cormorant)
Lineage: Eukaryota; Metazoa; Chordata; Aves; Suliformes; Phalacrocoracidae
Source: RefSeq, a predicted model, not a curated record